Ruditapes philippinarum (Manila clam) is the source of this 984-nucleotide messenger RNA. Its product is annotated as proline-rich transmembrane protein 1-like. The record is from RefSeq and is a predicted model, not a curated record. Bases 249 to 710 code for a protein of 153 amino acids. The transcript has 4 exons. Lineage: Eukaryota; Metazoa; Mollusca; Bivalvia; Venerida; Veneridae. Gene Ontology annotation, cellular component: membrane.
CGAAAUCUAUGUAAUUACAGUUUGUAAAAUCGAGCGGUAGUCGAAAUAUUGAAACUACAUUGCCAUCAAAUGGGUAUUAACUGUGAAGUUCUUAACACGACAUUAUCUUUAUUCAAAUAUUUACAUAAUUCUUUUUUAGUGUUGUUGCAAUCGUUAUAUAGCAUAUUGGAUAUAUUGUAGCAAGGAUCUUUUUAUAUCUUAAAACGAUUGGUUUAUUCGUAAACAAUUGAUACAGAGUGUUUAACGAAAUGUUGGAAAACGCAGGAUAUGAUCAGAAUGAAGAUGAAUACACUGAAAAGAAUGCCUCUUUUGUGUUGGGUGUGCCAUCUACCUACCAAAUGACAUCACCGCAGCAAGAGCCUGAACAUCUUACAUGCAAGCCCGUUACCGAACUUACAAAUACAGAAGUGGUAAUGCGCCAGCCACAACCAGGGCCUGUGAUGAACAUAAUUCAGAAACCACUUCCAAACCAUAUUGUACCUGCCUUGUUCGUCUGCUGUAUGUUCUGGCCAACAGGUCUAGUCGCAGUAUAUUUUGCAUUCAAAACACGGAAUCUGAAACUCUCCGGCGACUAUGGUAAUGCCAAAAAGAUGUCAGACUGUGCAAGAAAAUGGAUAAUUGCUACAAUAUGUAUCGGAUUGAUUCUCGGGUUCUUUUCAGUUAUCGUAUACUAUGCCGGAAUGAUGAUUUUGUACAGCAAAAACAAAUAAUACAACAACUAGGAUAUACAAUGCCAAUGUCCAUUGCAUACUCGAACAGACUGACAUGAUUCUAUAUUGAGAUAGAAUUUAUUUCUGAAACAAUCUGAACUGAUAUAAACAUUUAUUAUUUGCGUACUUUUGAUCAUCAUUAAUGUCAUAUCAUUAUUGUUUGUUGUAAAUAUCUUUCUAUGUAAGUACACAAAACUUUUUUAGAAAUAAUUCUUUUUUUUUGUAUAUAAAUCAAUAUUCGGUUAAAAGUUUUAUCUUAUAUAAAUUUACAUUC